Knipowitschia caucasica is the source of this 345-nucleotide messenger RNA. NCBI's taxonomy places the organism in Eukaryota, Metazoa, Chordata, Actinopteri, Gobiiformes, Gobiidae. The record is from the annotation of a GenBank genome assembly.
AUGGCUCCACACCCACUGGUAUUUAGCCCCAUCAGCCUCUGUCGGGACGUCCGGGCGCAGACAUCUCAUGAUGUCUUUCUCUGCGGGCACUUGCAGGCGCUCAGCUACACGCAGGCGCUCAGCUGGUGGCUCAUGUCUGUCAGUGGAGCUAUAACCAUCCGCGAGCUGGAGCACCUGCAGGUAUCUCCUCCUCAGAUCAUGUGGCUCAUUCUGAACUCAGGGCCUGGAGACAGACACAGAAGCCUGAAGAGGAAGAGGAAGAAGAAGGGUCACUAUCAAGUUUACGAGGAGAAUCCGCAGCGUGAGACCAGCGACAGAGGCACGGGGCGGAAGCUAAACGGCUGA